Molecule: messenger RNA, 4386 nt
Organism: Amphimedon queenslandica
Lineage: Eukaryota; Metazoa; Porifera; Demospongiae; Haplosclerida; Niphatidae
Product: interaptin-like
Exons: 2
Coding region: 46-4290 (1414 amino acids)
Source: RefSeq, a predicted model, not a curated record
ACAAAACAAAAAAUGGGCGAAGAGGAAGGAUAGUACCAAGUAAUUAUGGCAGCUACAAACCAACCCUUACGCACACCAACUUUACUACCAGUGCAUGGUCGUCGUACAAAAGCGUCUUCUGCUUACUCAUUGGCUAUCCCCCUUGAACAGCAGCUUAUUGAAUGGACAAGCAAGUCUCGUGAGAUUCACAUGAAGUUAAAGCGUGCUUCUUCUAAUAACAAAAGUGUUGAGCAGUCGCAAUUGAUGCCUCUAUUAAAUGAACUAAGUGAAAGAAUUAUUACUGCUGAAUCCCUCAUAACCAAUGUGACUAAUUCAUAUUCACGCAUGCUAUGCGAGUCCGAUUCUGAAGUGCAGUCUCUUAGGCUUAACAUCCUGCAAUUAGAGGAACGACUAGAAUCAAGUGGACAGCAGCAUAAGUGUUCGGUGCUCAUGGGCGAUCUCAGUGAAACACACAGAAAACAAAACACCAUUGAAACAAAUAUCUCAAUGAAGCAUGAUUUAUCAUCUGAUCUUUUAGCCACAAGAAAUCAAGUAUCACUAUUAAAGGCAGAAAUAAGUGAAAUAAAUAGGAGGCAUGACGAUCGUAUUAAAGAGUUUGAGAGCAAAUGUAUACGGCUAAAACAAGAUUUGACUACAAAGGAACAACAGAUUCAUGCUCAAAGAUUACAGAUCUCUCAAAAUCAAGUUUCUGAGGCAUCAAAUUUAACUAAAGCUCAUGAGGAAAAUGAGGAACUUCAUCAAAAAUUGAGAAACUUGAAGAUUAAGUUAAAAGAAGAGCAAGACGCUGUUUCAGCAUGUCAGAAGAAGUGGGACUUAGAAAGAAAUGAUUUAGACAGUAUUGUUAAUGACCUCCAACUUAAAUUACAAGAUACGGCUGAUGAGUUAAAUAGACAGCUGCAUGCAAGCAAACAAAGAACAGAAGAAAUUUCAAGCCAGCUUGAUCGUAUGAAAUUAGAACACGUAGCAGAGCAAAAUACCAUUCUUGCAACUAAUGCAAAUCUCAAGAAGUUAAACGAAGAGCUAGCUCACCGCUUAACAGUUUUGAAUAGUAAGAUAUGUCAACAGAAUUCUGAAUUGCUUGCAGCUAAGGAAAAAAUUCAGACAUACGAAAGGGAACUUUUUGAAGAACGUCAGUCUAAUAGUUCUCUGAAAAGCGAGAUAUGUCAAAUGAAAGAGGCUAAUAAAGAGCUACAAACCAAAGUUGUCGGUAUUCAAGUGCAACUGUUAAAGGAGCAGGAGGAGUUUAAAAAAGAUAAGACAGAAACUAUGCCUACCCAUAUUACUCUAGCGCCAGCAAUAUUUGAUGAUGAGGAGAUGUCCAAGCAAAUCGAGGAGGAAUCCACAGAGAAUCCAGAUAGAAAUGCAACUGGGCACAAGGUGCCUAUUCACACAACUGUUAGUGAUAACAAUUUUCAAUGCAAAAAAGAAAGUGAAAAAUUUAGUACACCACUUAGCUUAGCAUCUUCUGAUUUAGAUUUAGCAAUUUCUAGAAAUCAGCAAUGUGAGAAAGAGCUUGCAAACGAACGUCAGUCAAACUUAGCAAUACAAAAUGAAGUUGCUAUUUUGAGAAAGCAAGUGGAUGCAAUGCAAGAUGAAUUAACAGAGCUUCAUGUUUUGCGUCAGAAAGAUAAAGAAACUCAAGAAGGUCUUAACGAUACCAUUGAAAAAGAACGUGUUGAUUUUUCCGAGAAGUUAUUGAAACUUUCAGAAAAAUUGCAGAAGGAAAAGGAACUUAUUAUUCAAGAUCACAAAAUCCAAAUUGCCCAAGCUAAUCAAGAAAAAUCUAGAUUGGAGGAAGAACUUGUUAAAGCUUAUUCUACUGCCAGAAAUGAAGUACUUCGAGCUAAAAAGGAAAUGGAUGAACUUCUAACAAAACAUGAAAGUCUCUCCGACAAACAAAACGCAACGUUUUCUAAAAGUAAGCGUUUGGAAGAAACCCUGGUUGAGAAGGAGUCACAAAUUGAAAGUCUAAUUUUGCAGUUGUCUCAGGCAGAACUUACAGGAAAGUCAAAUAGCGAUGAAUUAUUGGUAGAAAGAAAUAAAAAUAAUACGCUUAGUGACACCAUUGUAAAUUUAACCAGUGAAAUAGUAGCACUAAAAAGUGCACUCAAAGUAAAACAAGAGGAUAAUGAAAAGUGUCAAUCGCAGCUUGUCAAUGAAAUUAAGCAGCUAAACACUGUCAUUGAAGGUCUUCAUACAGAAUUAGAAGCUAAAACCAACAUAUUAAGUCAUGGAUUAAUUCAAAUUGAGGAAAAACGAGUAGAAGUUUGGAAGCAGUUAGAAAAAUUAAAAACUGAAUGCCAAGGGCAGCAAGCAGGCAUGCAAGUUGACAUUAGUAAACUUAAAGAUAUCAAUGCCAGAUUAUUUCAACGCUUACACUCUUCAGAGUCUGAGAGUACAGAAAAAAGUGCAGCACUAAAUCAGAAAUCUUCUGAUUUAGUUUUAGCACUUGCCAAAAACAAGGAAUAUGAAGAUGAGCUUCAAAUUGAGCGCCGUACUGGUUCAGUUCAACGAGAUGAAAUUGCUUCAUUAAGGGAACACGCUAAUGCACUACAAAAUGAAAUGACAACGAUUCGUGUUAUUCACUCAAAGGAGGAAAAAGAAUUGAAUGAAACCAUUCAGAAGGAGCGUGCUGAAGCAUCACAGAUAACAGCCAAUGCUCUAAAAGAGUUAGAAAAAGAAAAAAAAGAAAAGGAGCUUAUGAUUCAAAGCUAUGAAAGCCAAUUGAUGCUCAUCAAUCUUGAAAAAUCCAAAAUUGAGGAAGAUAUUACUGCUAAGUUAAUGGAAGAAAUGGACAUGCUCCAAAAAAGGCAUGAAAUUCUUUUUAAUGAACACAAGCAAAGUCUUCAAAAAAAUAAACAGCUACAAGAAAAUUUGGUUGAGAAGGAAUCACAAAUUGCUGAACAAAUUUCACAAUUGACUGAUGCAAAAAUUAAAUUCAGUGAGGAGCUACGUCUUGAAAAGUGUAGAAGUGAUGAACUUUGUGACACCAUUGUAAGCUUGAAUAAUGAACUAUCUGCUAUGAAAAGAGCAUUGACGGAAGAACAAAAGACACUAGAGAAGUGUCAGCUACAACUUGUCAGUGAAAAUAAGCAGUCAAAGGCUAUAUUUGAAGAUCUCCGAUCAAGUUUAGAAGAUAAAACAAAUGAAUUAAAAUCAAAGAUGAUUGAAUUUGAGCAAGAACGAAUUGCAGUAUCGAAACAGAUGGAGAGGAAUAGCUCCAAGUAUCAGAAACAGCAGGAUGACCUUCAAGCUGAAAUUCGUGAAUUGAAGGGUAUCAAUGAAGAAUUAAAUAAGUGCUUAAAAAAUUCUGAAUCAGAGAAUAGUUUCAAAAUUAGUCAAUAUACAAAUGAUUUAGAUACAGCAAUGGCUAAAGUACAAGAACAUGAAAAGAAUAUUGCAAUAGAGCGUCAGUUAAAUUCAAUUUUGCAGAAAGAAAUAUUGUCUUUAAAAGAACAAGCUGAUAUGCUGCAGAGUGAAAACCAAAUCUUACAUCUAAAGGAAACAGAAGAGCUUCAAAAAAUAAUCAAAACACUAAAGAAGGAAUGUGAUGAUGCAUCACAAAAGGUAACAGAAGUUGAAAAUGAAAAAGAGCUUAUUAUUCAGGAUUGUCAGCAGCAAAUUUUUAAAGCUAAUGAAGAAAUUUCCAACAGCAAAAAUGAUCUGAUGGCCAAGCUUACAACUAGUAAUGACCAGCUAAAAAAAGUUCAAGAGCACCUUCAUGAACUUCAGUGUGAACACGACAAGCAUAUUCAAGCAUUCAAAAGUAGUAAAUUAGAACACGAAGAAUUGCUUCUGAAAAAUGUUCAAAGCCUGGAAAUUGCAGAAACUCAAAAAGAGGAGCUUCACAAAAGAAUAACAAUGUUAAAUGAUGAGCUUGGUGCAUUAAGAUUGAAGUAUGAUUUUGAGCAAGAAAUUGCAGCAAAGUCUCAAGAUCACGUAGAAAAGGAAAAUGAAUCUCUUAAGACAAAGUUGGAGGCUGAAACUAAUGAAGUAAAUGCAUUGCAAUAUGAGUUAUCUGAAACAACUAUGAAACUAAAGGAAUUGCAAGAUGAACUUCGAGCUACCAGUCAUCAAUUAAGCUGUGAAAAGCAAUUUUUGCAUGAAGAGAAAGAACUACAUAAGCAGCUUAAAUCUGAGUUGAUAUCUAUGAAAAAUGAGCUAGAUUCUACAAAAAGGUCUCAAAAUUCUGCUGAAAGCAAAUGUGAAAGACUUCACAAAUAUAUUGAGAGCCUGCUUAAAGUAAUAAUGGACAACCAGCCUGAUUUAUUGGAUCGUGUACGAACUUAAUAAAUCUAGACCCAUUAUUGUUAUAAUUAUUAUUUAUUAUAGUCUGUAUUACAUUUUUUUUAAAUUUUAAUUUGCCGAAGUUUGAUACAGCAAAAA